Molecule: messenger RNA, 2954 nt
Organism: Coffea eugenioides
Lineage: Eukaryota; Viridiplantae; Streptophyta; Magnoliopsida; Gentianales; Rubiaceae
Product: probable linoleate 9S-lipoxygenase 5
Exons: 9
Coding region: 133-2697 (854 amino acids)
Biological process (GO): lipid oxidation
Molecular function (GO): metal ion binding; protein binding; oxidoreductase activity, acting on single donors with incorporation of molecular oxygen, incorporation of two atoms of oxygen
Source: RefSeq, a predicted model, not a curated record
CUUCCCUCAAAUCAUAGCUUGCGAUAGAAGUACUCGAAAACUGAUAAAACUAAACUCUCUUCUAGUUUUAUCCAUCAAACUGCUCGAUCUCUUGUUCGUUUUGUCUUGGAAAACGCUUUGCAUUCUUCAAAAAUGUUUCAGCACAUUGUGGAUGCAUUGUCAGGCAACAAUAAAAAGAUCAAAGGAACUGUGGUUCUGAUGAAAAAGAAUGUCCUGGAUUUGAAUGACUUCAAUUCUUCAUUUCUUGAUGGAAUUCACGAGUUACUGGGGCAAAAAGUUUCUCUGCAGCUCAUCAGUGCUGUUAAUGUUGAUCAAGGAACACUGAAAGGGAAACUUGGAAAGGCAGCAUAUUUGGAAAAUUGGAUCACUACAAACACUUUUCUAGCAGCUGGUGAAACGGCAGCUGAUAUCACAUUUGAUUGGGAUGAGGACCAAGGAAUUCCAGGAGCUUUUAUCAUCAAAAAUAAUCAUCCAACUCAAUUCUACCUUAAGACAUUGACACUUGAAGAAGUUCCUGGACAUGGCCGAGUUCACUUUGUCUGCAAUUCUUGGGUUUAUCCAGCUGGAAAGUACAAAAAAGAUCGCGUAUUCUUCUCAAAUCAGGCUUAUCUCCCAAGUGAAACACCAGAAGCAUUGAGCCAAUACAGAGCAGAAGAAUUGGUGAACCUGAGAGGAGAUGGAACUGGAGAACUCAAGGAAUGGGAUAGGGUCUAUGACUAUGCUUAUUACAAUGAUUUGGGAGAUCCGGACAAAGGUAAGGACUACGCUCGCCAGAAUCUUGGAGGAUCCAAAGAGUUUCCUUAUCCUCGAAGAGGAAGAACGGGCAGACCACCAUCAAAGACAGAUCCCACCGUCGAGAGCAGGCUGCCACUGAUUACCAGCUUAGACAUUUAUGUCCCAAGGGAUGAAAGAUUUGGACACUUGAAGAUGUCAGAUUUCCUUGGUUAUGGACUGAAAUCAGUCGCUCAGAUCCUUUACCCUGCAUUGAAGAGCCUUUUUGACAGCACCCCUAACGAAUUUGACAGCCUUGAAGAUGUGCUUAAAUUGUAUGAAGGUGGAAUUAAGCUACCAAAAGGUCUCCAAAGCCUUACUGACAACAUCCCCUUUGAGUUGCUUAAAGAAAUACUUCGAACUGAUGGUGAGGCUAUCCUGAAAUUCCCAACCCCGCAGAUUAUCCAAGAGGACAAAUCUGCAUGGAGGACAGAUGAAGAAUUUACAAGAGAAAUGCUUGCUGGACUGAACCCCGUCAUUAUUAGCCUCCUCCAGGAGUUUCCUCCAAAAAGCAAGCUCGAUCCUGAAGUCUACGGCAGCCAAAAUAGUACCAUAACCAAAGAACAAAUAGAGGAUAAGCUGGACGGAUUGACAGUUGAUCAGGCACUCAAGGCGAAUCAGCUAUUCAUAUUGAAUCACCAUGACACACUUAUGCCGUAUGUGAGGCGCAUAAAUACCACAACAACGAAGAUCUAUGCCUCAAGGACUCUGCUCUUUUUGCAAAAAGAUGGAACCUUGAAGCCUUUAGCUAUUGAGCUAAGCUUGCCCCACCCAAAUGAUGAUAAACUUGGUGCUGUCAGUAAAGUAUACCUACCUUCCGAACAAGGUGUAGAAGGUGCACUUUGGCAGUUGGCAAAAGCUUAUGUUGCAGUUAACGACUCUGGCGUUCAUCAGCUCAUUAGCCACUGGUUAAAUACGCAUGCUGUCAUCGAACCAUUUGUCAUUGCAACGAAUAGGCAGCUGAGCGUGCUUCAUCCUAUUCAUAAGCUACUACAACCUCACUACCGUGACACCAUGACUAUCAACGCUUUGGCUCGCCAAAUCCUGAUUAGUGCAGGAGGAAUUCUUGAGAGUACUGUUUUCCCUGGAAAAUUUGCGAUGGAAAUGUCAGCAGUUAUUUACCAAAACUGGGUAUUUCCUGAGCAAGCACUUCCAGCUGAACUCGUCAAGCGAGGGGUUGCAGUUGAGGACUCCAAUGCCCCACAUGGACUGCGUCUAUUAAUUCCAGAUUAUCCUUUUGCUGUUGACGGGCUUGAGAUCUGGUUCGCCAUCAAAACAUGGGUGGAGGAUUAUUGCAACCUCUACUACAAAACAGAUGAAUCGAUCCAGAAAGAUAGUGAACUUCAGGCCUGGUGGAAGGAACUCAGAGAAGAGGGACACGGUGACUUGAAAGAUAAGCCCUGGUGGCCUAAAAUGCAGACUCGCAAGGAGCUGAUAGAAUCUUGCACCACCAUAAUCUGGGUAGCUUCCGCCCUUCAUGCAUCAGUCAACUUCGGGCAGUACCCUUAUGCUGGUUAUCUCCCAAACCGCCCAACCGUAAGCAGAAGAUUCAUGCCUGAGCCUGGAAGUCCCGAGUAUGAAGAACUCAAGACAAACCCUGAUAAGGCUUUCCUGAAAACAAUCACUGCCCAGUUGCAGACAUUGCUCGGUGUUUCCCUGAUAGAAAUUUUGUCAAGGCAUGCUUCAGAUGAAGUUUAUCUUGGCCAAAGAGACACUCCUGAGUGGACCAUAGAUGGAGAGGCUCUGGAAGCAUUUAAAAAGUUUGGAAGUAAGCUGGCUGAAAUUGAGGGCCGCAUUACACAGUCAAACACCGACCCUAAAUACAGAAACAGGACUGGACCAGUGAAGCUGCCGUACACGUUGCUAUUUCCCACCAGUGACCCCGGUUUAACUGGCAAAGGAAUUCCCAAUAGUGUGUCAAUCUGAGCAAUUUCUGGGAUGAUUUGAUCAGGGAUCAAAGCACAUUCACAAAACUUCCAUCUAUUUUCUGGUCCUUGUGAGCAUAUUACUACCCAAAUAAAUAGUGAUCUUAAGCGAAUGUAAUGUCGUUUUAAAUAAAUCUACAAGUGUGUGAGGGUUGUAUGAUAAUGUUCCAUCUUGUUUCAGAUCAUCAUUGUCAUUUCUCUGUUGUAAUGAGAUCUCUUGAAGGAAGAAGUUAGUAAAAGCGAUAAUCAUGUGCAGAA